This is a messenger RNA of Orycteropus afer afer, 3344 nucleotides long. RefSeq names its product Rho guanine nucleotide exchange factor 33 (gene ARHGEF33). The record is from RefSeq and is a predicted model, not a curated record. Gene Ontology annotation, molecular function: guanyl-nucleotide exchange factor activity. NCBI's taxonomy places the organism in Eukaryota, Metazoa, Chordata, Mammalia, Tubulidentata, Orycteropodidae.
GUCCAGGGAAGACGGGGUGGCCUGAUCCAGAGACAAUGAUGAUGAAAUGUUGAGGAAGAAACUGGGGGAGAGAAGCAACCGGCACCAUGGAAAAAACCAAAACAAAGCCAGGAGAGAAUGAACAUAUGCCAAUGAAUAAUCCUGCCACACAAAUUUACCAGUUGCAGGCUCUGGCCUCUGAACUGAAAACUGGUUUCACGGAAGCAAUGCAGGAACUGACAAGAAUUCAACAUGGAGAAUAUGCUUUGGAAGAAAAGGUUAAGAGCUGCAAGUGCUCCAUGGAAGAAAAAGUUACUGAGAUGAAGAAUUCAUUAAACUAUUUCAAGGAAGAACUGAGCAAUGCAAUGUCAAUGAUUCAGGCCAUCACUUCAAAACAAGAAGAAAUGCAGCAGAAAAUUGAACAGCUUCAACAGGAGAAGCGAAGAGAAUCUCGAAAAGUUAAAGCCAAGAAAACUCAAAAAGAAGAACAUGUGUCACCGGCUGGGCCUGUGCAAACGCAAGGCAGUCCUUUCCGCUCAAUCAAUAUCCCUGAGCCUGUUCUUCCAAGUGAAGACUUCACAAACCUUUUGCCCUCUCAGGCCUAUGAAAAAGCUCAAGAGUCCAGAUCUGUUCAUGUAGGAGAUACUAAUGUGAAGGGAAUGAUGGGCUCUGGAAUGAACCCUACAGCUCCAGAAGCAGAAGAAAACCUCAAGUCUUGCCUUUCAGCUGAUAUCCAGUCCAAGGGCCAUCUCUCAUCUGGUGUGUGGAGGCAGCCUAAGGAUAGUAAAGAAUGGGCCGAGGAAUAUGUUACGAAAGACCACCCAGAUAAACUAAAGGAAACUGGCCAGGGCAGACACAGCUCCUUGGAAAAUGUUUUAUGUGAAACAUCUUUAGCUGCUAAGAGACAGACUGUAGCUCUAGAACUGCUUGAAUCGGAAAGAAAAUAUGUGAUUAAUAUCUCUCUGAUCUUGAAGAUAAAAGCAACAUUCCAGGGGUCAGAUGGAAAGAGGAAUUCCAAAGAGAGAAGCCUCUUCCCUGGCUCUUUACGGUAUCUUGUCCAGCAGCACCUGGAUUUGCUUCAUGCACUGCAGGAAAGGGUCCUGAAGUGGCCACGCCAAGGCGUCCUUGGAGAUUUAUUCCUUAAAUUGACAAAUGAUGAGAAUAAUUUCUUGGAUUACUAUGUUGCUUACCUGAGGGACCUGCCUGAAUGCAUCUCAUUGGUUCAUGUUGUUGUUCUGAAGGAGGGUGAUGAAGAGAUUAAAUCUGACAUCUACACCCUCUUUUUUCACAUAGUCCAACGCAUCCCAGAAUACCUGAUACAUCUGCAGAAUGUCUUGAAGUUCACGGAGCAGGAACACCCUGACUAUUACCUACUUCUGGUGUGUGUUCAACGCCUCAGAGUAUUUAUCUCACACUAUACUCUGCUGUUUCAAUGCAAUGAGGAUUUGCUUAUUCAGAAACGGAAAAAACUCAAGAAGUCAUCCAUGGCAAAGCUCUACAAAGGACUGGCUUCCCAGUGUGCAAAUGUCGGGCAAGAUGCUUCCCCCACUACAGGUCCUGAGGCUGUCCGUGACAGUGGGAUGCACUCAGAAGAAAUACUGCAACCCUACCCUUCUGCUCCCAGUUCUGGCCCUGCUGUCACACAUUUGCUGCCCCCAGUGAAGAAAAGCCAAGCACAGCAAAGUCUGAUGGAGAGCAUGCAGCCCGGAAAGCCCAGUGACUGGGAGAUGGAGGGCAGAAAGCACGAGAGGCCAGAGAGCCUCCUGGCGCCGGCGCAAUUCUGCGCAGCUGAGCAGGACGUGAAGGCGCUCGCCGGGCCCCUUCAGGCCAUCCCCGAGAUGGACUACGAGCCCGCCCCGGCCGAACCGCUGGGCAACGUGGAGCGCUCCCUGCGUGGCCCGGCUGAGCUGCUGACGGACGCCCGCGGCUUCGUACCCGCGGGCUACGAGGAGUUCGAGUACGGCGGCGAGAUCUUCGCGCUGCCCGCGCCCUACGACGAAGAGCCCUUCCAGGCCCCGGCUCUCUUCGAGAACUGUUCGCCCGCCUCGUCCGAGUCCAGCCUGGAUAUCUGCUUCCUACGACCUGUCAGCUUCGCCAUGGAGGCCGAACGGCCCGAGCACCCUCUGCAACCGCUUCCCAAGAGCGCCACAUCACCGGCAAGCAGCAGCGGCGCGUACAAGCUGGAGGCGGCGGCGCAGGCGCACAGCAAGGCCAAACCGUUGAGUCGCUCGCUCAAGGAGUUCCCGCGCGCGCCGCCCGCGGAGGCCGUGGCCCCGCGCCUCUACAGCACGCGCAGUAGCAGCGGCGGCCGCGCGCCGAUCAAAGCUGAGCGCGCCGCGGCCCCCCACGGCCCAGUGGCCGUUGCCGCGGCCGCCCGCGGCGCGCCCAGAACAUUCUUCCCCCAACAGAGGUCCCAAAGCGAAAAACAGACCUAUUUGGAAGUAAGGAGGGAGAUGCAUUUAGAAGACACCACCAGAUUCUGUCCAAAGGAAGAGAGAGAAAGUGAACAAACAUCUUUCAGCGAUCAAAACCCCAGGCAAGACCAGAAAGGGGGCUUUCGCAGCUCCUUCCGCAAGCUCUUUAAAAAGAAGUCCAGUGGAUCAGAAUACAGGGAAAAAACUAAUGAGAGUCCCUCAAUGGAUCCUUCACCCACCAAACAAGAUUUCUUCAGAAACCGACUUGCUCUUGCAAAUGACCUUGACCAAGGAACAGCUGUGUAAAACAUACUUAAAGUUGUAUUGUCAAGUGGUAAGAUGAGGAUAAAAAGCUUGUAUAUAUCUGUGCAGGAAUAUAUAUAUAUAUAUAUAUAUAUCUAUUGAUGUAUAAAUCACUGAGGAGAACUAAUUAAAUACUUACAUAUGAAAUGAAAUCAAUAUACAAGACAUUGAAGAGAUGAAGAUUAGUCUAUGGUUAAGAGCUGGUUUUUUGAACCUCAACACUUGGGAAAAGGGAAAUGAAGACUUUUCACAGCAUUACAGAAAACCUCAAUAAAUUUGGAGGAAAAUAAAUGUUUUUAAGAACAACUUCCACCUUGAAGUCAUUCCCCUAGUAUAAUUUUGAGCAUGUUCAUAUUUAACAUGGAUGUGAAUUUUAUGCUUUCUAAGCAUUUAGCUUAUUAAUUCAUCCCAGUGUUUGUAGCCUAACAUAGUGAACUAUAUUAGGGGUCACUGCUGUCCUGCCAUCUGUCUUCCAAGAACCCCAAAGCAAUACCUAGCAUAUCUUAAGGAGAAAGAUCAAUUAACAGAACUGUAUUUUACGUGUUGCAAAUCUAAAUUGUGGAGAAUUUUUGUCUUAAACUGUGUGAACAGAAAAUGCAAACCUCUGAACAGAAGGUUCAAAGCUUAAAGAUACAUUGAUCUCCAAAC